This is a messenger RNA of Lates calcarifer (barramundi perch), 6363 nucleotides long. RefSeq names its product vestigial-like family member 4b (gene vgll4b). The transcript has 5 exons. Gene Ontology annotation, biological process: negative regulation of DNA-templated transcription. The record is from RefSeq and is a predicted model, not a curated record. Gene Ontology annotation, molecular function: transcription coactivator binding. Lineage: Eukaryota; Metazoa; Chordata; Actinopteri; Centropomidae. Bases 349 to 1308 code for a protein of 319 amino acids.
CAGAGGAAACCACUGGUGCAGCAUAGGAGUCAUACCAAGCAUAGCCUGCGUGUCAGUGCAGUCGACUUACAGCUGGCUGUGAGGAGAACUGACGCUACUCUUUUUCUUUUUUUUAUUUUGCUCUUCAUCCACCGCGAUACGCAUAGCCCGUAUUUCAAAAAAAGUGUCCUAAACUCACUAGAAUAACUGGGGGAAUCCGGUUUCCGAUACUCUCCGCUGGGUUUUAUUUUAUUAAGGGGGUUUCUAGAAAACUAAAGUUGGAGGCUGGGCCUUUAGCUUUUUGACCGUCGCCUGUGCGGAGAAGAAAAAAAAAGCUGGUCUUUUUUAUUUUUUGUAAAAACUCGAUAAAUGCUACUAACAAAAAUGGACCUGUUGAACUACCAGUACCUGGACAAAAUGAACAACAACAUCGGCAUCCUCUGCUACGAAGGUGAAGCAGCUUUGAGGGGGGACCCCAGACUCCAGUCCUUGUCCCUAUCCUCGUCCUCCUCCUCAUCCUCCUCUUCGUCGUCGUCCUCCUCAUCUUCCUCCUCCAUCUCCAGCCACAGGACAGGUCCUCCUCCCAUCAGCCCCACCAAGAGGAAGCUGAACGGGGACCAGGGGGACAGCGACAUGGACGACAAUGAGCACGUGGCAAAGAUGAGCCGACUGUUUGCUGCACAGCUGAAACCUAAUGGAGACUAUCGCAGCUCUCCCGUCUCUAAGGACCGGAGCCGGAGCCCCAUCGAACGCGUGGUGGUGCCCAGCGGCCUGGGAGUCCACAGCAACCACCUGUACAGUCACGCCCACCACCACCACCACCACCUGGCCAGCUUAGCCGGCAUGGACCAGCCACUGGCGCUCACCAAAAACAGCAUGGUGGAGUCGGCACGUAGCAGCACAGCAGCUAUGACCACAGUGCCGCACACAGUCAGCGCCGUGGAACGCCAGCAGAAUCGUCCUUCAGUGAUCACAUGUGCUCCAGCCAACAACCGCAACUGCAACCUGUCUCACUGUCCAGUCUCCCACAACGGCUGCUCAAGCCUCACUAAUAACUACAGGAGAAUCAACACCAACACAGCCUGUGACCCAGUGAUUGAGGAGCAUUUCCGCCGCAGUCUCGGGAAGAACUACAAGGAGCCCGAGCCCGCCGCCACCAACUCGGUGUCCAUUACGGGCUCGGUGGACGACCACUUCGCCAAGGCACUGGGCGAGACCUGGUUGCAGAUCAAAAAUAAGGGGAGUCCCUCGUCGUCCAGCAGCAGCCCGAACUCCUCCCCCGACAGUCACAUGGUCAACCACAACCACUCCCCUUCUGUGGUCUCCUGAAGGAGGGGGGAGGGAUUUUAGAGGGAUUCGUCCCCGUUUUUUCCCCCCCAGCCCUCCCAAUCAUCCCAGCUCCAACAUCCAUGCCCCCCCCCCCUCCUCCCGUCCCCGUCACUCCUGGUCUGUCACCAGCAUCCCAGAGGGAAUGCCUGCCUGCUGGUCUGCUAAAACACCCACAACUCUCAAGCCUGCUAUCUGCCUCUAUGCACUCAUAGAGGAUCAAUCAAGCAAUAACAAAAUGGUUGUUUUUUUUCCCACUUCUGUCCUCUGGUAUGCUAAUGCCAGACAAUAAUCAGUAAUGAGUGGUGAGGGCUCGACUUGGGGACUGACCGGAGCAUCAAGCUGCUCCUUCCAUUCAUUCAUCAUCCCUGCAUAUCAAGCUUGGAGCUGAGCAAGUGUCUGUAGUUAUAUGUACAUAAAGAGAGAGAGGAAAGGCGGUGUUUUAAUUAUGAAUUUUCUUUUCUUCUUUGUUUUUUUUGUUUUUGUUUCUUUAACAGUAGUUUUGUGUACUGCUUCUGCAUUAUGAGAUGCCUGACAUUUGUUAGAAAAGAUAAAGACAGAAACACUUUGGAGACAAUAAUAAUCACAAACCACCUGACUGUGCUACCAAAGAAACCGUAGACGCUGAUGUUUAUCGAUGCCCCCCAUCAAAAACAAAACAACAAAAAGCCAUCUUGUAACCCCCUCUGUUUUCUCAUCAUCCUCUCACCUUCCUGCUCUCUCCCUCUAUCUCUCUCCUGCGUACGUGUUCAGGUGAUUUUGUUACUGUAUGUGUAUACUGAAGCGAUAGACUUGGUCUGAUUUGCACUACUGCCAUAGAGGGUAAAGAUUGGCAUGUCAAUAUUGCAACCUGGCACUGCACACACUGGGACUGAUAAAACUGAUUCUGACGCAGACUGAUAAAAUUCCCAUGAGCUCCCAUUAACAGCUAUUUAAAAUUUACUGGGCAUGACUUCAUUCAGGCUAAGACAACACCAAAUACAAACCAGUGGGGCUGGGCAGUACAAAAUGGUUGAGAUAUUUGGAUGCCAUGUGACCCAAUAUAAAAAAAAAUUCUCACAUAGAGAGGGGUGGGUGAAAAAACUUUGCUUGUAUUGUCACUUCUGUCAGGAUUGACUGUCUGAAACCAAGCCAUAUCCUAACUGUUGAUUCAUCACUGGUUUCUGCCUGUGUAAUUAAUAUUACCUUUAACUAAACCAGUCCCUCCCCACCAGCACUUGACAGAGUAUCACAUUGAAGUCACACUCUCCAUCUUAAGGGGAGAGAGGUGAAUUUAAAGACUUUUUUAUAGCAGCUUCACAGUAUUGUCUACAGUCGCCAUCGAAGGUGCGAGGAAAUAUCCAAGCAAGGCAACUUAAAUUCACUCCACUUACAGCUUGUAAUAAUGUGUGUAUUGGAUGCAUUGACCAGAAUGUUUCCUCACCCACCUUUCUUCACCAUUCUGUACAGAUUUAAUUAAUUUAACUUCAUUAAUCCUCAGUAUUUAAAAUAUUACCGUGGUACUGCCCUGCCCGUACACAGCUGGUGUGUAUGAUGAGCUACACAUACAUCCAGUUUGUGAGUUAGCUGAUUGGUAUCGGCUUUAAUAAAUAUAUUGCUGCCCCAACAAAAACACACAACUACUUCACCUGCUUUAAUUGUUGCAUGGUGAUUUUUUUUUUUCUUUUUUACGAGCACAGUCAGGUUAUCAGAUCAGUCAACUGUGGUGUCUAUGGACAUCACAAACCAUGAUGAGACGAGAUUAGGGCUGAAAACAAAGUCGUACAACCUGCAGUGUGUUGGAGAUUGGUCUCUGCUGAACAAAGUGCAUUGAUGUGUUUCACAGGCUUAACUGCUGACAGUGAUGAGGGGAUAUAUGACGCUGCACGUCACUUUGUGGUUGAAAGAAAAAAAAAGUCUGGUUUCUCGACCGGGGGAGAGAAGAUUAUUCAGAUCUCUUCAAACGCGCCUUUGUUUUUGUAACUUCUUUGAACACGGGUGUUGUAAUUAUAUUUGGCUUACACCCUGCUAUCCCUCCCUUCCUCCCUCCCUCCCUCCUUCCUUCCCUCACCUACACACUGUGGUUUGGUAGAUUUCUACAAGGUUUGAAGGGUAAACUAAUGCUUUUACAGAUGCAUGUUUUUUUGUUUUGUUUUUAAUAGCUGGUAUCUAUUAGUGUUUUUAAGCAUUUCAAUCUUAACUGCUAUUAGCCUUUUCAUUCGGACGUUAGUUGUUACUUCUUUUGUUGUUAGUAACGGACAUAGACACUAUACACUCACUGCUGGGUCAGUUGUACUCCAUAUUAUUAUUGUUAUUGUUAUUAUUACAAUUUUGUAUUUUUGUUUUCCAUUAAUAUCAGUAUGGUAACAAACAUCUAUAGCGGGACAGCCUCCGGACAGGCUCUGUUUAAUGACGACAGCUGCGUCUCUCAAACCAUCUCGGCAUCACAGUCGAUUCGCUCGUUUCCCUCAGCGGAGCGGUGAUCCGGCUCGUGAGGAGUUGGCUUUGGGAUACGCAGCCCCGUUAAGGUUUUCUUAAGAUGUUGAUCCAUCGGUGGUACAGGAUGCUACAGCCUUCAGCGUGACUGAGCUGAGACACCAAAUUGGCACAAAUUAGUCCACAGGACCUUGUUUCCCACAAAAGGAUCUUAGCCUGAGGUAAAAUAAAACAACUUUAUUCUUGUGAAUCCUGCAACUCUUGCUGUAGUCUAAAAACUACUUGGUGGAGGACAAGCUAGCAGGCUAGGAAGCUUUCUGGAAACAAGGUAUUGUUUACGGUAAGAGCUGGUGACGACGGCUCUCAAACAAAUUUUUGACCCUUAUAAAAGUGUCUUAAAAUAAUCACACCAAGAAUUAUUUUGUACUUUCAAAGAGCAAAAAAUAACAUCACAAAAAUAGCACAAGAAAACAUUGGCGAGAUGCUAGCGAACAAAACAACACUUGGUCAGUGGUUAUCUGGAUUUAUGGUGUGCUGUCAAAGCUCUCUCAGCCCUUAGCAGUCGACUUCUUGUGUCCUGACUUGGUGUCCAGACUUUUUUUUUUUGUAUUUCAGUGCUUUCUUUUCUGAACAACAUUGUAUUGUUGCUGCGGUUAAGCUAGACUGCUGCAGUCUGAAGAAAUGAGUUUUACACUAUAAAAGAGCCUGCGCCAAGGUGGCAUACAUUCCUCCUAUCGGGAACUUUGUACAGGCCUCAUACACACUCAGUAUCUCCACUUCAACAGAGCUAAUCACCAGCCAGGGCCACUUGUCCCAGAGCUCCCUGCCAACAGAGUUGCUUGCAUCUUUUACUGGAAUAACAAGGUGUCCACAGUUGUUCUUUUUGGCCACAAUGGAACAAACAGUGCUAUAAAAAUUUUGAGGACAUUCAGAGCGUAGAACUGGGGUUUGGGGAAAAGUAGUAAAGGUACAGAAUCAUUUCAUGUCUCUGAGCUGAGGUUUACACGUGAUGAGGUUCAUAUUUGUUUGGUUUAGGUCAAUUGAUGAUGAUGAUGAUGAUGAUUACUACAUCCAUUACAGAGUUCUCCACAUGGAACAUCAGUGUUCUAGAAUGUCCACACAUUCCAUCUUCACCUAUCAGAACAGAUGUGACGCAACCCGAGCUGAUAGUAAAAGUUAUAUAACCCCAACAUUUUGAAUGACAACCCAACUGCCAGUGAAUUAAAGGGGGUGCAGAGCUUCAGGAGCUGAGCUUCUGUUAGCACAGUCUGUGAGCCAUAGGACGUUCAGCUGCCACUCAAAAGUCUUUUCACAGUGACUCCUCCUCCUCCUCUCAGAUUCAGUUGACCCUGAUUAAGAUUGGGUGUAGUUAGCAACUUGCUAGAAAACACGAGGGAAAAGGGCAUGGUGUCCAGUCAAUUGUUUUUCUAUUAUUAUUCUUUCUCAUUAUUAUUUUUCACUACCACCCUGUAGGUAGGAGGCUCUCUUUCUGCUUUGGCACACACUCCCUACACACUGUAGGAAAAUCACUUAAUAAAAAAUACUUUUUUAUAAUAGGUAACUAUAAGACCAUCAUUACGCUGUGCGUAACGAAUGUACAGAGAAAAAAAUCGUAGGUAUUUUUUGAGGAACAAUUAAUUUGUUAAUGAUAUGUAGCUAUUUAAUUGUUGUUUUUCCCUGUCCUUAUAUUGUAAUCAUUGCAUUUUCUUUUUUUGUGAAAAAAGUUGAUCUUUUUUGUUUAUAGAGUUUGUCUUGUUAGAGUAAAGGUUCAAGUGCAGGAGCACAGUAAACGUAUGAAACCACAAUAAGCCACUGGUGUGUCGGUGACAAUCGCUACUUCCAUUGGUCCCUGAUGUUCUGCAGUCGUUUAAAUUGUGUUCGAUCGUGUGACUUCUGAGACAUUUGAACAAAAGUUUUACUUAGGAGCAAAGACAGUUUGUCCUUUCAGCAGGCUCUGGAUCAGUUAGCAUGCUUUGCAUCGAUGGAACAAUGAUUUUUCCCACUAGCCCAGUGCAUCUUGUCGGCCAUUUCUUUUUAAAUGUAAAAAUUAGUCAUGGGCUAGCAGGCAGGUAAAAUUUCCAGCACUGCAUGUAAGCAAUACAAAUUGUGGGUUUUGAAAGUCUUUUGAUGACUGUCUUUGGUUUACAGAUGGGAACUGAGCAUCAAGUAAAACCAUCAGUCCAUUCAAGAACAUUUGUCAGAUUGGUUUAACUUGUCUAGCUCACUGAAAUCAUAACACUAAAGCUUAGCUGAUGAAAUCUGAAAGCAUAUCUCAAGUUCAUCUGCUUCACUGCAGAGGCAGUGAGGCCAAGAUGAGCUACGCAGCGAAUGCGCUUUGGGGAUGUCACGGUUCCCAUCUGCAGAGGCCAUUUUGCAUCUGUAAACAACAUGAAAAUUGUGCAGAUAAAUCAAAGAGGAGUUGGUCUUUACUCUGACUGUACCACAUUUUCCAGGUCCUUUUUGAAGUGGAAGUAGCAUGUACUUAGUGGUAGUAAUACUCUGAACUGUUAGAAAAAAAAAUUGUAUCAAAAAAACAACAGUCAAUUUGUGGCUCUGUGUCUCCUUCUACUAAAAAGGUUUUGGCAGGCCACCUUUUUUGUACGUAAAGUAGCCUUGAUGAACAAUAAAGUGCUUUUAAACCAC